AUGGCAGACUUGCUCAUACAGUACCUGUGCUGCUGCUUACCUGCGCCGCGCCAUCCGCAAGACGACCCCGAACGUGCACCGCUGCUGAACCCUGAUAUCUUACCAGAGGCUCCCCCUCGACCAGUUGGACGGACGACGGAGGAGCAGCUCGCAGAGCAGGAACAGCUGCGGAAGAUCCUGAGCCUGGCAGAAGAACGCCUCAUCUCGAUCGAAUCCUCCACCGCCUUCCGCCCUCCUACUCCCCCCUCCUCCUCGCACCCACACACACACGUCCCCUCCUCCUCCUCCCCUGACUCCUCCUCCACUCGCCCACGCUCCCGCUCUCCCUGGCGUCCCCCCGUCUCAACAACAACCGACGACGGUCCCUUCGCUCCCAUUCGGGUCGUCCACCUCGACCGCCAGAACUGGACUGAGUUACCCUCUGAGCCUUCCACGCCGGCGCCGAGGAAGAGGAAGGGGCAGGGGAAGAAGCGCGUCGAAGGGAGGCCGCCCAGUAGUCAUUCGAUGAAGACUUUGCCGCGUGGGCGAGGGGGAGGAGUUCCGCCGAGUCCGUUGCGGCAUGGUGCUUCGUCGGAGGACGAGGAUGGCGAGCGAGAUGAGGAUGACGACGAGGAAAGCAAGUACGGCACGGUUGCGUCGUAUCGGACUGCGACGGACGGGUCGGGCGGGUCGGCGAGCACGAUUCGGCAGGGGCUGCGGGACGUCAGCUGGGGGCGCGAGGACGACGAGCCGGUUGAUCCGGAGCGAGAGGCGGCGCUCGCACAAGCUAUCGACGCCCUCGAGCAAUCUAUCGACGACUGGACACUUCCUCCAUGCGGCCCGUUCGUCGCCGAGCUGGGGGACGAAGAACGCGGCGAGAUGCAGCAGCGGUGA
Messenger RNA from Rhodotorula toruloides NP11, 873 nucleotides. RefSeq lists its product as uncharacterized. The transcript has 5 exons. The coding region runs from base 1 to 873 and encodes 290 amino acids. The record is from RefSeq and is a predicted model, not a curated record. Lineage: Eukaryota; Fungi; Basidiomycota; Microbotryomycetes; Sporidiobolales; Sporidiobolaceae.